Messenger RNA from Vicia villosa (hairy vetch), 7278 nucleotides. RefSeq lists its product as uncharacterized. The transcript has 23 exons. Bases 835 to 6672 code for a protein of 1945 amino acids. Gene Ontology annotation, molecular function: ADP binding. The record is from RefSeq and is a predicted model, not a curated record. Lineage: Eukaryota; Viridiplantae; Streptophyta; Magnoliopsida; Fabales; Fabaceae.
AAAUAAAGUCUAUUGUAGACCCCGUUGGUUUUCUAUACACUUUGAAAUUGAGAAUAAUUAUUGAAGCUAAACGACAGAAGCUAAUACAAUGAUUUGAUUAUAACUUUGAAAUUGAGAAGUGAGAACAAUUAUUGUUGUUUUAAAUGAAUCACUCAUUGUAUACUUUCUCAAAUAUUACAAUUAUUCUCUUGAUGCUUCUCACUAUAGUUUCAAGGAAGAGGAAUAUUGUUAUCUCGAUCUGUUGAAAAACAAGAUGGGUGAAAGGAAUUAAGAAGAUUGUUCACAAGAGUGCGCAUGAGCUGAAAUUAGUUAUUUGUAAAUCUGUUGAAAAUCAUAGAUUGGUGAAGGAAAAAGAUUGUUCACAAUACUUGAGCAUGAGCUUAAAGUAGUUGUUUGUAAAUCUAUUGGAUAUCAAGGUUGGUAAAGAAAGAAGACUGUUUAUAAGACUUGAGCAUGAGCUGAAAGUAGUUAUUGGUAAAUCUAUUGGAAAUCAAGAUUGGUGAAAGGAAGAAGAUUGUUUUCAAGAGUGAGUAUGAGCUGAAAGUAGUUAUUCGUAAAUCAGGUGGAAAUCAAAGAUUGGUGACGGAAGGAGACUGUUCACAAGACUUGAGCAUGAGCUGAAAGUAUAUUGGAAAUUAAGAUUGUUCAUACUACUAUCCAUAUUACUUUAUUCUCUCUGCUGAUUGCAAAAAAGAAGAAGAUUGUUUACAAGACUUCAGAAUGUCAGACAGUGGUUAUUCGUAAUUCUUUUGGAAAACAUAUUCAAGAUUGGUGAAUGGAAGAAGAUUGAGCAUGCUUUGAUAGUGGUUAUUUGUAAACCUGUUGGAAAGCAAGAUGGAAAGUUGCUUAGCUGAUUUGGGAAAGGGCUAUGUGGAGAAAUUGAUAAAUGGGGCAUUAUCAGAAUUACGUUAUGUAUUUUGCUUCACACGCACUGCUAAUGAAUUCAAAGAAAAAAAAAAUUGGUUGGAAGCAAAAAUAAAAACAAUGGAGCAACAUGCUAAAGUGGCAGCAGGACAUGAUAAUGAUAUUGAAGCUGAUUAUCAAUUAUGGAAAGAGAAAGCUGAAAAGCUCGUUCAAGAGGACAUCCAAACAAAACAAAAAUGCUUUUUUGGAUUAUGUCAUGAUUGCAUAUGGCGAUAUAAAAAGGGAAAGGAGCUGGCAAAUAACAUCGUGGAGAUUAAACAAUUAAUAGAAAAGGCAGAGAAGUUUGUAAAUAUUGAAGUCGAUCGUUGUCUUCCUGAUGCUGAACGUCAUUCGUCUAAAAAUUACCUUUCUUUUGAAAGUAGAGAGUCAAAAUACAAAGAGUUGCUGGAUGCACUAAAAGAUGACAACAACUAUAUAGUCGUAUUACAAGGGAUGGGUGGUAUCGGAAAAACAACAUUGGCCCUCAAAGUUGUUAAAGAAAUAAAGGUAUUAGCACAAUUCACUCAUGUCAUUAAUACAACAGUGUCGUUUACUCCUAAUAUAAAAAAAAUUCAAGAUGAUAUUGCUGGACCUUUAGGAAUGAAUUUGAAGGACUGUAGUGACUCAGACCGAUCAUCAAAACUGUGGAGCAGAUUAACAACUGGUGUGGAUGGGGAAAAAGUUCUUCUAAUAAUGGAUGAUGUGUGGAUUCAAGACCCACCUCUUGAUUUUGAUCUAAUUGGAAUUCCAAAACAAGGCAGUCAGAAUUGUUGCAGAGUUCUUAUAACCACACGGAGUAAACAAAUAUUCCAUAAAAUGGAUUGUGACAAGAUGAUUGAAUUGGAGCUCUUACUUGAAGAAGAAGCAUGGGCCAUGUUCAAAAUGUAUGUCGGUCCCUUUACAGAAAGUUUGAUCUCCACGGGACGUGAAAUUGCUCAGGAAUGCAAACAAUUACCGGUUGCAGUUGCCGUUAUCGCCAGAAGUUUAAAGGGUCCACAAGAUCGUAAGCACAAGUGGGAUGCUACCUUAAAAUCCUUGAAGGAAAUUGUGUCCAUGGACAAUGUUGAUGAAGAAAAGGUUGGAAUUUAUAAAUGUUUGAAGUCUAGCUAUGAUGGUAUGAAGGAUGGAAAAGCCAAAGGAUUGUUUCUCUUAUCAUCAGUAUUCCCAGAAGAUAAACAAAUUCCUUUUGAAAUUCUAACUAGACUUGGCAUUGGAACAGGCCUUUUUGGGAAGAAUUAUGGAAGCUACAAUGAUGCUCGAAACCAAGUAGUUGUAGCCAUAGAUAAACUCAUAGAUUCAUGUUUGUUGGUGUGGGUCGAUAAAGAACAUGUAAAAAUGCAUGAUUUGGUUCGUGAAGCGGCUCAAUGGAUGGCAUACAAAGAGAUUCGACAUGUAAAUUUGUCGAACAAAAAUGAAAAAUCAUCCGUUCAAAAGGAAAAAAAUAUGAAAUAUUUAUUUUGUGGAGGGAAGGACAUGGAUUUGUUUUCUUGGAACUAUGAUGGUUCCAAACUUGAGACUCUAAUUCUCGAUGUGGAAAUGAAUGAAGACGAUAAAUGUAUGGAAGCCCCAAAUUCUUUCUUUGAAAAUAUUGACCAGCUUCAAGUUUUGUACUUUUCAAGUCAUGACAAACGACCCUUAUCAUUGCCAGAUUCAAUUCACUCAUUGUCAAAUAUUCGAUCUAUAUUGGUUGAUAGAGUUGAUUUAGGGGACAUCUCUGUUUUGGGAAAUCUGCAUAAUCUUGAGACUCUUGAUUUGGUUAAAUGCAUAAUCGAUGAAUUACCAAACGAAAUUUCAAAAUUGGGGAAAUUUAAAUUGUUAAACUUGAAAAGAUGUGAAAUUAGAAGGAAUGAUCCAUUUGAGGUUAUUAAAAGAUGCUCAACACUUGAAGAGUUGUACUUCAGAUAUAGUUUUAAUGAAUUUUGUCAAGAAAUUACCUUACCCGAAUUGCAAAGGUAUCAUAUCUGUAAUAGGUUUACAUUGCUUCCUGAUUCACUAUCAAAAUAUGUGUCUUUUGAAGUAGUUGAUGGCAAUGAAUGUUUUUUUUCAAAACAAACACUCAAGUGUUUAAUGCAAACAACAGAGGGUCUUCUACUAGAGGGAGUUGAGGUGGAAUGGAGAGAUCUCAUGCCUGAGAUUGUUCCUAUAGAUCAGGGUAUGAAAGAUCUUGUUGAGCUUCGUCUGAAGUGUAUUUCACAGUUACAGUGCCUCGUCGACACUAAUGGUUAUCAAUUUCCAGAGGUAUUGCCCAACUUGGUUGUGUUAGAUCUGGAUAAUAUGGAAAAUUUGGAAGUAUUAUUCCAUGGUUCUCUUUCUUUUGACUCUUUAAAGAAUUUGGAGAAGGUAUCAAUAAAAAAGUGUAAAAAGCUUCGAAUAUUGUUCAAUUGCAACCUAAAUCUCUGCAAUCUAAAGACUUUGUCACUGUCGGAUUGCCCAUUGUUGGUUAACCUCUUUCCACUGUUAACUUCUCAGAGCCUGGUGCUGCUAGAGGAAUUCAAGAUAGCAGAUUGUAAGGGAUUGAAAAACAUAGUAAUAGACGACGGUGAUAACAAUGACAAGAGUCAUGGUCCAAUGUUUCCAAAACUAAGAGUUCUUUCUAUUGUAAGAUGUGAUCAAUUAGAAUCAAUAUUUCCUUUCCUCUCUUUUGAAGACUUUCCAGUACUAGAAGAUAUCUACAUAAGAAAAUGUGAUAAGCUAAAAUAUAUAUUUGGAAAAUAUCAACAUGUUGAACUCAAUGCAUUGAAAGAAAUAAAGCUUGUUGAAUUACCAAAUUUGAUGGGUAUUUUUCCAGAAUAUUCCCAUUCCAUGUCUAUGCUCGUGAAUGAGUCAUCUUCAGCUUCUAGAGAUGGUUCCAAGGCAAAAACAGAAGUUGACCCUGUCAAAGACAACAUCUUAUCUUUGAGUUGUUUAUGUUGUCAUGGUAAUAACUAUAGAGAAAAAUCUGGGAGUAAGUCAACUACAAAAGUUCCAUCGGUUAAUGAGGAUCCUGUGCAGAACAAUUCAUCAGCACCAGUAUCAAGCUCACACGACCGUCUUCAAAUAUGGGAACAUGCACAAUGUUUUCAAGUACGAUGGCUUAACUUGUGUAAUGUAAAAAAAAUUUUACUUUAUGGUAUUUUGAAGAUCAAAUCUGUGUUCAUCCUUUCUAUUACUCCAAGAAUGAUGUUGGAAGCUUUGAUUAUUUCGAGUUGUGAUGAUUUGAAGCACAUAAUAGUAGACAUUGGAGAUGAUGACAGUGGUGGCAAAAAUUGGGGCGAUGUCUUCCCAAAAUUGAGAAACCUUGAAGUAAAUCAUUGCAACAAAUUGGAAUACAUAUUUGGACACCAAACUGAUGAGGAUCAAAACCAUACUAAGAUUCACCUUAAUCUUCCAACAUUGCAAUAUCUUGAUCUUUACAAUCUGCCAAGUUUAAUUGCCAUAUGUGUCAAACAAUACUGUACAACAUUUCCACUUUUGAAAUAUCUCAAAUUUCAUUCCUCCAAUGUCGCUAUCAAAUCUAUUGGUGAAGUCAUUGUUAGUCCUUCUGAUUCAGAAUCUCUGGACAUUAUAACCAAGGAGGAAUUGAGUGGCAGCAUGGACCAUUUUAUUACUUUAGAAAGUCUCUUGGUAUAUCAAUCCAAAGCAGAAAAUAUCCUCUGUCUCAAUGGAACAGAAGGACAACCAAUCAACUUGCGGUUUGAAGAUAUUGAGUUAUAUGAUGGGAAUGGUGUAAUAAGCCUUUUUGUGGGUCCCAAAAAUUCUUUUGCCCUACCAAACCUUACAGCGAUAACACUCAAUGGAUGUGAAGUACUGGAAAUAGUUUUCUCCAAUUCCAUUUCAACAUGCCUACCACAAUUGCGUAAACUAACAAUAAUAGUAUGCAAUAAGUUGAAGCAUAUCAUUCAAGAUGACGACGCGUCAAAUUCUUUGUCUUCAAGGACAUUCUUUCCAAAGCUAGAAAGACUUUGGGUACAAGAGUGUCACAAAUUGAAAUGUGUCUUCCCGGUCUCCAUAUGCAAAAAACUUCCUAAGUUAGAGACUUUGAUGAUAAGUGAAGCAGAUGAGCUUGAAGAAAUAUUCAAGAGCAACGGUGACCAGAAAGUGGAGAUCCCAAAUCUAGACACUGUAGUAUUUGAUGACCUACCAAACCUCUUCGAUGCCCAAGGAAGUCAUUUUCAAUUGGUAAAAAAACGUAAAGUACAAAAUUGUCCAAAACUCCCCUCUUUGACUUCAGCCUCGGAUAUCUCAGAUCUUGAAAUAAAGAUAUAUUUGGAUACUAAAUUUAGGGAAGCUCAACGUAACAGUAAUGAGAAUCCAAGUGCAGAAACUACAAAAGAUAGUGUUGGGAUUGAAGUUGAAGCAACAUUAGGAGACGAGAUGACUUCUUCACAGAAGUUGCAGAUUGAACCAUCCACAAGUCAACAAGAUCCCAUAAAUCAACAAGAUCCACUUGAAGAAAUCGAUACUGCCAUCAAACCUUCUCAGUGCGUGAAAGAAAUAAAUGACCAAAGUAUUCAAGAAGACUAUAUGUCAGAUAAAAUUGUGGCAGCAACCAUUUCUGAAAUAACGAAUGAGCCACCUAUACAAUUAGUUUCUCGUAAACUAAAGGGUGUUGAAGAAUGGGCUGCAUUAAGAAAUGCCAAGACAAUAACAACCUCAACUAAUUCAGAAUUAGUCGGUUCAUCACAAAUGAGUGAACAAGAUGUUGUUGUUAGGGAUUCUCUAGAAGCUGUUAAACUUGAUGAUGAUAAAGAUUUUCAAAGUGCUGAAACCAACAAAGAUAUUGAUGUCAGUGUUGAGGUCGAAGUUGGAGCAGCAUCAAGACACGAGUUGACUUCUUCACAGCAGUCCGAGAAAGAACAACAAACAAGUCAACAAUAUCUAAUAAGCGAACAAAAUCCACUUGGAGAAAUCGAUAAUACUGUCAAUCUUUCUCAGCGUUUGGAAGAAACAAAUUAUCAAAGUAUCAAAGAGGAAUCUCCUAAACUAAAGGGUGUUGAAGAAGGAAUUGCAUUAACAAAUGCGAAGACAGAAACAACCUCAACUCAUUUGGAAUUAGUCGGUUCAUCACAAGUGAAAGAAGAAGGUGAUAGCCAAAUAGUCUUGAAUUCUAUUUCCAUUGCAACGAGAGAGACCAAUGAUAAAGUUUCUUUAAAUGAUGAUGUUGCCGGGAAAGUAACCUCGAUUGAACACCAAUUUUCAAAGGAAGAUGAUAUAAUAGUUUCAAAAGAAAGUCCCUUUUCUAUUGCAUCUAAAGGGGACCCUUCUCAAAAAGUAGAGGAGUUAAGUUCUUCUUUGCUUGUCACAAGGGAGCUUGAGCAACUAGUCUCCAAGAAGUAUCUGGAUAAUGAGAACUUGUCUUUGUUGAUUGAUUUCCUUGCUAAGCAUCCUUCUGUUCUUUUAAAGGACAAUUCACUUAGUAAUAGAUACAAGGGUUAUGCCUACACCUGCCUAGCCGAGCUAUUGAAAUUUCUCCAAAGCCAUAGUGUAUUGGAUGUGUCAGUGUCAGGUGCAAGCCACUUCGAAUUUGUUGAAUUAUUACAAGAUGUACGCAGAUUUCCUUUUGAUAAGGAAUGGUUGAAUGAUGUCGAAAAGCGCAUUUUGUUUCCUGGUUUACAAAUCUCUCAAGCUGCAUUGCAAAAGUUGUUGGACUCAAAGCACAUCUUGAAUGAACAUGUGAAGGAUCUGAAGCAACAAUUGACUUCCUCUGAAGCUGUUUUGGAGAGUAUCACUCAACAAGAGACACAAAUUUUAGAAACUCAGGCUGCUUUAAGUCAUCCUAUCGGCUAUUAAGCUAUUUCCUACAUUUCUUCAAUGCCAAAAUUACUGUUGGAGCUUUUAUUGAUUUGGUUAUUUGCGUUUAAAUCAUUGUUUGAAUCAUUGUCGUAUCUCUGCACUCUUUUUUCCUUCAUCAAGGUUUUAUCCCACAUGGUUUUACUUGAUAAGAUUUAUAAUGAGGCAGAAAGUUAUCUUAGAUUGAGUUUUGUAUCUUUCUUAUUUCAUUUUUAUUAAUAUAUUUCAUCAUACUUUUCAGAUAUUAUUUUUGGAUGUCAAUCUAAUAGGAAUGUCUUAGUCAUUACCUUUUUAAUCUUUUGUUGAAAAAUAAAAACUAAAUUAUUUUGAACAUUCUCAGGCUAACUUUUUUGCUGUUAUAACAUCUAUAAUUUAUUUUAACUUCUUUUUAUAUCAAUGGCCAAGUGAAAAUUGGAGUAUGAGCUGACUUUGAAAUUGUACUAAACUCAUUUAUAUACACUAGCAAAAAAUUCUUUAGAAUAUAUACAAAUGUAUACAUCACUAAUAUUGUAGUACUUAAUGACCUACCAAGCCUCUUCCACAAUCAGGGAAUUCUAUUUCAGGCGGCAAAAAAUCGUUUAGUACGAAAUUGUCAAAAUCUUUCUU